CUCUCUCUCUCUCUCUCUCUCUCAUAAAUCGCACACUCGUAUUCCUCAUUCUUACACGAAUUUCACAGUACGCAGGGAAGUCUUCCGUUUCAUCUCCUCAUGUCCCUUCCUCCGCCACCUGACCUAUCUAUUUUCUCGACUUCGUCCUCCUCUUCUCCGUGGGUGGAGACAAAGUGAUAGCAGGGGACCAGUCAUACUCGCCGUCGGAGGCGGGGUCCCUCCAUGACACGAUGAGCGAUCGCGCCGGAGGAUCGCUUCUUCUUAGACGGGUAGUAACAUUCGGAGAGGAUAGAAGAGUGAGCAAAAGACAGGGGAGGAAGGGAAGAGACGCCAAUGUGUGCCGAUAUCAAUUGUGACGUACGAGCUAUAAACGAGAAGAACGCUCGAGUUAGGUUUUCACUCGAGUUUUGCGUUUAAAUUUUCACUUCACCGCCAUUCUUCUCGCCGAUUCUUCGCCUUUUCGAUUGCCGUCCGGAUCUGUUUUCAUUGUUUUCGUUUCGGUGAUCUCGAUCUACGCGGCCUCCCGCGCCGCUCGAUCGAACCGACGAACCGAUCGAAUCGCGCAUCAUUCGUCGCGUAUCGCAAACACGUGCGUCGUGCCCACGGUACGUGGCCCACGCGCAUUGGCGUAUCCGGAUGGUGAACGGUGGAUGGGUGCCGACAAUCGCGGCGGCUCAGUGCUUCGUAUCUGGCAACAGGCCGGGACCAAGCGGCCCGUGUCAGUUCGCGCGCGAGGACGCUUCGACGUUGUCCGAUGUCCUGAAACGAACGCGGUGAACGCGGGCGGAGACGGUAUGCGCGGUGCGGCGACGGGGCCGCAACCGGCGCCGGCGCCGACGUCGACGCUGCAGCGGGCGUCCCAGUGCGUUGUCACAACGGCGCAGACGGGUUACUACCUCGUGCACGGCAGCAAUGGUAUUCAGGGGGGCAACGACGGCACCGGUGUCGUCGGCGCGGUGGCGCACGGUGCCGACGGCAAUUCCGGCAGCAACUCGCCGGUGACGCGCUACGACAGCUUCACGCCACCCGCGUCACAUCUGAUGGAUCUGAGCGGACCGCCGAGUCAGCAGCAACUGCAACAAUCGCACCGCCUGUCGCUCGACUAUCAACAGAUGCACAAUCAGAUCGCGGUCGGGUUUCCCGAGAUGUCUCAUUUACUUUACAAGGAGCAGCCACGGUACCACCACCAUCCCCACCAUCAUCCCCAGCAACCUCAGGAUCCUCAUCUAGACGCUAAGAUGAUACGGGAUUUUCCGUUGGAGUACGAUCGGCGGCUCCAGUCGACCGACAACUCGCCCGAGUUCCUAUCGGAUUAUAGCAGAGACCACGAGCAGCAGAAUCUGUGUCUGACACCGUCCUCACAGAGCGUGUACUCGCCCACCGGCUGCGGUGCCGACGAGCUCGCUACUCCCGGCUCCGGCCAGUCGGUCCAGGGCCACGGGACUUACCAUCACGUGGAAGUGACGGAGUACAAGCCGAAUGUGAUCGAAAACGGUAUAAUCGACCAUGUCGCGGGGUACGACUGCAAGCAAGCCGUUGAGCUCAGUCACGUGACCGAACCGUCGUCGUCGACGACGGUGAAGGGUUACGACAACGUGGAGGGCGGUCACGUUAGGACGAGCGUCAAGAGGAAAAGGCGGCAUAGCGGCAACAACAACAGCAACAGCAGCAGCAGCAACGGCUGCUGCAACAGCAACACCGAGUCCGACGGCGAGGCCACGGCGGCCUCGAGCACAAGGACGAAGAUUCGCCGUAAGAACGAUCAGGAACUUCAAAAUCAGAGGGCAAUGGCGAACGUUCGAGAGCGUCAACGUACGCAAAGUUUAAAUGAGGCGUUCUCGGCGCUCAGAAGAAUCAUACCGACCUUGCCGAGCGACAAGCUCAGCAAAAUCCAGACCCUCAAGCUGGCCGCCAGAUACAUCGACUUUCUGUUCCACGUGCUCAAGACCAGCACGGAUAACGUCGAGUGCAGCGAGAACUCAGAGAGGAGCACCCGGAGUGCGCUUUUGGCUGCGAGAGAGAUCGCGUCGUCGCCGAGUAAUUACAUGGCGCACGAAAAGCUGUCGUACGCAUUCAGCGUAUGGAGGAUGGAAGGCGAUUGGAACUCCAGCACGGACUAGGAUAUAACGUUAGGAUAAAAUUACAUUUAAAUUUAAUAAGGUAAGAUGGCGAGAGACUACAAACAGACUCGUAAUCUAAUUCGAGAGUAUUUUGCUCGAAAGAAAAGAUGUACACAUACGCAC
Messenger RNA from Pogonomyrmex barbatus (red harvester ant), 2243 nucleotides. It is a transcript of the gene Twi, whose product is annotated as twist. Gene Ontology annotation, biological process: developmental process; regulation of transcription by RNA polymerase II. Gene Ontology annotation, molecular function: DNA-binding transcription factor activity, RNA polymerase II-specific; protein dimerization activity; RNA polymerase II transcription regulatory region sequence-specific DNA binding. NCBI's taxonomy places the organism in Eukaryota, Metazoa, Arthropoda, Insecta, Hymenoptera, Formicidae. The record is from RefSeq and is a predicted model, not a curated record.